AAACAACGCAAGAGGUGUGGUGCCUUCGAACGCGGUUUGCACAAGAUCCUAUGUGUAUAGCGUACUCUCUAUACUGGUUUUCUUCAGUCGACGGACCAGUCUCAUCGGACUGAAUUGAAAAGCGAUUGUUCAGGCUAUGGCCAUUCCAUCAGCAUAUGUUGACUUGGGCAAGUCUGCCAAGGACAUCUUCACAAAGGGAUAUGGCUUUGGUCUUAUCAAGUUGGAUUUGAAAACCAAGUCAGAAAAUGGACUGGAAUUCAGAAGCACAGGCUCUGCCAACACAGAGACCAGCAAGGUCUCUGGAACAUUGGAGACCAAGUAUAAAUGGGCAGAGCAUGGGCUCACAUUCACUGAGAAGUGGAACACUGACAACACUCUGGGCACAGAAAUCACCCUGGAGGACCAGCUGGCUAAAGGACUGAAGCUGACAUUUGAUUCUUCCUUCUCUCCAAACACUGGCAAGAAAAGUGGCAAGAUCAAGACCUGCUACAAGCGGGAGCACAUCAAUCUUGGCUGUGAUGUAGACUAUGACAUCAAUGGCACUGCUGUGCAUGGUGCAGUGGUUGUGGGGUAUGAGGGCUGGCUUGCUGGCUACCAGACGACCUUUGAGGCUGGGAAGAACAGAGUCACCCAGAGCAACUUUGCUGUAGGCUACAAAACAGAUGAAUUUCAGCUCCACACAAAUGUGAAUGACGGGACUGAAUUUGGUGGUUCCAUCUAUCAGAAAGUGAAUAAUAAACUGGAAACAGCUGUCAAUCUGGCCUGGACUGCUGGCAACAGCAAUACCCGCUUUGGCAUCGCUGCCAAGUAUCAGAUCGAUGCGGAUGCUUCGUUUUCGGCCAAGGUUAACAACUCCAGCCUUGUUGGUCUGGGAUACACUCAGACCCUGAAGCCGGGUAUUAAGAUGACCCUCUCUGCUCUGUUGGAUGGGAAGAACAUCAAUGCUGGUGGACACAAACUGGGUCUAGGGCUUGAGUUUGAAGCAUAGAAAAAAGAAGAUUGCAGCUAUCACAAACCUCAAAAAAAAGAAAAGAAAAAAAGUACUAGAUACAUUUGCACACUUUGGGUUUCUCUUGUAUGUGAGAAGAGCUGUUACGUUUUAAAAUCAUGCUACAGUUGAACUGUGUUAAAGGACAUUUGAAGAUAAACUCAAUACUUUUUCAGAAAGGAAACAGUAUUGUGUUUGGGAGGUCUCACAAAACAAUAGCAGCAGUAACGGUUUGCAAAGAUUUAAAAUUGUUGCAUUUCACUAGACACGCCUGAUUCAGAUUAAAUUAUUUAUUACAGUGCGGAAGGUGGAGAUGAAUAUUUUUCAGAAAAACGAGUUGAUGGAGUCUAAAAACACUAAAUAACACUAGAUAAUAAGUCAGAGAUAACAAGUAUUGAAUUUCAACAUUCCUUUGAUACUUGGAGGCUAUUUCUGUAAAAGGUAGAAUUUUUUUACACAUAACAUCUACUGUAGAAGGAAAAUGAUGUUAACCUUCACAAUGACUGAUGGUUCCCAUUAAUCUCUGCAGCAUUAGACUCCAGUUCUGGGUAAAUCAGGUGUUUUUGUCUCAAGUGUGUGUGUAUGUUGCAUAUAGCAAGCUAUUGUUUUAAAUAUGUCCUUGUAUGCUAUCUGUAAGGUUUCACAUAAAACCCCUUGUCAAAUGUACAUGAAAAUAAGAUGGCUAAUUCACAGGCCAACCUUCUUAUGGUAAAUGUUGGGGGGAAAAACACAAUGCAUUUUAAUAAGGGAUGUAGUCUUUCGAUUUUGCUGUAAGUCCAGAAUACUCUGUACUUGGCAGUAUUGGCACUACUUUAUGUUCAAUAAAAAGUGGUUAAAGAGGA
This is a messenger RNA of Electrophorus electricus (electric eel), 1830 nucleotides long. It is a transcript of the gene vdac1, whose product is annotated as voltage-dependent anion channel 1. NCBI's taxonomy places the organism in Eukaryota, Metazoa, Chordata, Actinopteri, Gymnotiformes, Gymnotidae. The record is from RefSeq and is a predicted model, not a curated record. Gene Ontology annotation, cellular component: mitochondrial outer membrane. Gene Ontology annotation, biological process: monoatomic anion transmembrane transport. Gene Ontology annotation, molecular function: voltage-gated monoatomic anion channel activity.